AUGUAAACCAAGAAAACUUUGACAAUCUAAGAUUUGGAGACUCCAAGAUUUUUAUCAUCCUCUUUUUACCCAUAUACAUUAAACGACAACGGAGAAGUAGUUCUUUUAAUGAGAAACAAGAAAGAUUCAAAAAAUAGUCCUUUCUAUACAGACUUUGGAUCAUCUUUGAAAGACAGCGAUUACAGCAUAGUAUACACAGCAGUAAAAUCUUAUCUUACAAAAACUGCAUGUUUAUGUGUAGGAUCUGAGCUUGAAAAUCUAUCAAAUUACUCUGAGAUUGAAAAGAGAUUGAGGGAAAUAUCAUCUAAAUACAGCAGUGAGAAUGAUAUUUUAUUGUAAAACAUGAAAAAAAUGCAUGAAAUAAUGCAUACUCUGUUCUAUUAGCAAUCUCACUCAGUAAUUGAAAUAAUAGGUGAGAGCCACGUGGCUUUCUUUUAUCCCUUGGCUUAUUUCAAGCCUGAUAUGAUGAAUAAGGUUUUUGCUGAAAGUGAAAAGUUUAGUGAUCUCAGCUUGCAAUGGAUACCAUUAAAGUUAGUGGCUGAUCCUGACUUCAAUCAAAAGUACAUCACUGCCUUCGAUCUAUAAGUUAUAGCUUAAUGUUCAGAAAAAUUGAUUCUUAAUUUAAUUGAUGAACAUCAAGAGGAGGAGUUUCAUUAUCCAGAAUACGCAACUUUGAUUUGUGAUGAAAGGGAUCAUGUAAAGUUUACUGUAGAGGGAUUAAUAGGAUUGUUGCUUUCAGAAGGCUCAAAAGAGAGAUGGGCCCAUUAUAAAGCUUAUGACCUAGAAUUUCCUUCUGAGAACGAAUUAAAACACCUAAAAGCAAUAAUAUUCCCUGGUAGUAAAUACUCUGCUUAUGAUAAUUCAAUUCCCUGGCUAGAACCACUUAAAACUUUGAUCAGAAAAAUAUAUACAGAUUAUCCUCACAUUAGAUUGGUUGGGAUCUGCUUUGGACAUUAGCUAUUAGCAGCUGCUCUAGGUGGUAAGGUUGAAAAGAUGACUAAUCUAGAAGGAAGGCCCUUAUUUAUUGGAAAAGAAACAAUCAAAGUUGAGAGUAGCUUCUUCAAACUUCCUUUUGUAGAUGAAUUAUUAAAGGAUGCAACUGAUGAAUGCCUAUCAGAUCUCCAGCCUUUGUAUAUUAAUGAAAUACACGGAGAUCAUGUUACUGAACUACCGCCUGAUGCUGAGUUGCAUGGAACUAGUGAAAGAACUCAAGUUGAAAUAUGGACGCUUAAAGACAGAAUAUUCGCUAUGCAAGCUCACCCUGAACUUAAUAGUCAGUUGAUUGAAGAUUUAGUGAUUAACAAGCUUUAUGAUAUUGGAAGAUUAGAUGAUAAUUUAAAGAAUGAAGCACUGGAAAAUAUAUAUGAUCCUUCAAAGCCAUUGAAUAGACAUGCAAUGCUUAAAUUUAUCUAUAAUUUUAUCAGAAGACCUUAUGUCUAAUGA
Stylonychia lemnae is the source of this 1443-nucleotide messenger RNA. The record is from the annotation of a GenBank genome assembly. Lineage: Eukaryota; Ciliophora; Spirotrichea; Sporadotrichida; Oxytrichidae.